Platichthys flesus (European flounder) is the source of this 3278-nucleotide messenger RNA. RefSeq names its product DEAQ box RNA-dependent ATPase 1 (gene dqx1). Gene Ontology annotation, cellular component: intracellular anatomical structure; spliceosomal complex. The record is from RefSeq and is a predicted model, not a curated record. NCBI's taxonomy places the organism in Eukaryota, Metazoa, Chordata, Actinopteri, Pleuronectiformes, Pleuronectidae. Gene Ontology annotation, molecular function: RNA binding. The transcript is spliced from 12 exons. Bases 309 to 2720 code for a protein of 803 amino acids.
UGUAUCCAACAUGGCGGCUGUCCGCUGAAGCUGCGUCUGUUGUCCGUCAGUAGCCAGGAAGGAACCGGGAGGACGACCCGGGACAGACCGGGACAGACCGGGAGGAUCCGGGAGGAACCGGGAGGACUGAGCCGGGGUUUCCGGUGUGUGAGGGCGGGACCCGGAGGAGCGAGCGGACACGACAGCAGCAGCGAGGCCGAGGGAGGAGAGAGUGUUCCGGGUUCGAUUGUUCACCUGUCCGCUGACAUGUCUCCAGGCUGAGGCCACGUCCCAUCGGUCGCCCCUCACUCCUUCACCCUCUCCUGAAGAUGGCAUCGCCCCCAGUGAAGCCCUCCACCACCUCCUCCUCCCCGGCCCUGGACUCCCUCUCCAUGUCCUCGUUCCUCUCCGGGGAGCUGGACGAUGAGGUGGACGGAGGGGACGGAGAGGACGAGGGUCUCGGGGACCUGGAGGUGAACCCGUACGACAGCCUGCCCUUCUCGUCCAGGUACUACUCGCUGCUGGAGCAGAGGCAGCAGCUCCCCGCCUGGAGGCUGAGGCCCAGUCUGCUGGAGCAGCUGGAGAGUCACAGCAUGGUGCUGCUCAGUGCUCCCAGUGGGAGUGGGAAGAGCACCCAGGUGCCUCAGUGGUGUGUGGAGUACGCGCUGUCAUACGAGUUCUGCCAGGGCCUGGUGUGCUGCUCGCAGCCAUACGCGCCGGCGGCCGUGAGCCUCGCCCUGCGUGUGGCCGAUGAGAUGGACCUCAGCCUGGGUCUGGAGGUGGGCUACAGGGUGUCACAUGACGACAGCUGCACACCCGACACCCUGCUCAGGUUUGUCAGCGACACGCUCCUGCUGGAGGAGAUGAUGUCCGACCCUCUGCUGCACCAGUACGGGGUGGUGGUGCUGGACGAGCUCCAGGAGAGGACCGUGUCCACCGACGUGCUGCUGGGCCUGCUGUGCGACGUCUGCCGCCAGAGGCCCGACAACUUCCGGGUGGUUCUCCUCACUCACCCCACGCUGGCUCCUCGCCUCUCUGGCUUCCUGGGAGACACCGUCCCUCACCUCUCUCUGGACAGUGUCCUCGCUGAGGCUGGGACCGGAGACCAGGAGAAGGAGGCCGGUGGCGGGGGGGAGGAGGCGGUGCAGAGCGUGGAGACGCUGUACAGAGAGCUGCCCUCUGGGAAGGAGCCGCUAGCCGCCGCCUGUCACAUGGUGUUAGAUCUUCACAGAAGAGGAGAGGCAGGAGAUGUGAUGGUGUUCCUGGCGAGUGCUCAGGAAAUUGAAGAGUGCGCCGCCCUGCUGGAGAAGGAGUGCGUUGCUCUGAGUCCUCAGCUCGGUUCUCUCAGGAUCGUCCCUCUUCACGCCGGACUGGCUGGACUGACACAGAGGGUCUACGAGUCCGACCCUGAAUCCUCUACGCUCAGAGGGAUCGGCGGCUCCGAGGGGGGGGAGGGCGGCUCGGCGCCCGGAGCAGGAGGUCCGGCCCUCAAGAGGAAGGUCAUCGUCACCGACACUUUGUCCGAGGCGUCCUUCUCUCUGCCGAGCGUUCGAUACGUCAUCGACACGGGGCUUCAACUCAAAACUGUUUACAACCCACAGAUAAGAGCAAACUCUCAGGUUCUGAGGACGAUCAGCAAACAGCAGGCGGACAUGAGAGCUCAGAGGGUCAACAGUCUCCUUCCAGGGCUGUGUCUCCGUCUGUACCCCCGGUCUGUGUACGAGGAUGGGAUGGCCGAGGCUCACUGCCCGGGGGUGGUGGAGGAGAACCUCAGCCACCUCGUGCUCCUGCUCAAGAGGCUGGACAUUGCCGACAUGGGACAGUGCAAGUUCCUGGACAGACCAGCCCCGGAGGCUCUCAUGCAGGCCCUGGAGGACCUGGACUACCUGGCAGCGCUGGACGAUGAUGGGAACCUGUCGGAGGUCGGCAUCAUAAUGUCGGAGCUGCCUCUGGAACCAUCGCUGGCUAAAGCUCUGAUCGCCGCCUGCGAGUACGACUGCGUUGACGAGCUGCUCACGAUAGCCGCCAUGCUCACCGCGCCAUCGUGUUUCAUGGCGGUGGAAUCCAGCCGAGAGGAAGCUGCCGUCACACACUGGAGGUCUCUGAUGCACCCGGAGGGAGAUCACAUGACGCUCAUCAACAUCUACAAAGCCUUCACUGAGCAUAAUCGGGACGAGUCGUGGUGCACGACAAACUUCCUCAGUCCCGCCUCCUUGCGGCUGGCGGCGGUGAUCAGGGCGGAGCUGCUGGAGGUGAUGCAGCGAAUCGAGCUUCCUGUUUCUCCUCCUGCUUUCGGGUGUCAGGACAACUGCACGAAUAUCAAGCGUGCGCUCAUCUCAGGAUUCUUCCUCAAGCUGGCUCACGACGUGGACGGAUCAGGAAACUACCUGCUGCUCUCUCACCGCCACGUCGCUCACCUGCAUCCCUUCUCCUCCUACCGCUGCCGCCAGCCCUGCCCUGACCCCCCCGACUGGGUCCUCUACCACCAGUUCACCAUCUCACGAGACAACUGCAUCCGCAUCGCUUCCGAGGUCCAUCCCCAGAUGCUGGUGGAGCUGACGCCUCAGUACUACCUGGGAAACCUGCCGUCCAGUGACGGUAAGGAGCAGCUGACGGAGCUGAGGCAGAACCUGCAGGGCUGCGAGCGGGACGGAGGCCCGGCCCAGCCCGGCAGGACUCACAGGGACGCUGCCGGGCCGGGAGACAACGAGUCCGGCACCGACCUCUGCGUCGUCCAAUGAGACGGAGCCGCCGCUCAGGAGAACACGUCACAGCCGUCACUUUAUCGUCCCGCCUGAGAUUUUACUGAAAACUCUAAUGUACAGAAGUGUGUUGAUAUAUCGUGUUCACAGAGACCAACUGGUGUCGUGCUGUUUGUCUUCAUUGUACAUUUGAAUGUUAUUUUAAAUAUUUUUUAAUUUAAUGAGGGAUUUGUUAAUGAUUCAAUCAUUGUUCUCACUGUUUGUUAUGUCGACACUAAAGUCACAGAGAAAUAUGUUUGAAUCAGAAACUGGAAAAAUGAAGGGAGGCGUAAUAAUUUAUCAAACUCUGACGAAUCCUUUUGUAUUUAAAGUAUUUCACUGAAACUCCUUCGUAUGCGACCUUUGACCUUUACAGAUCAGAUGGUUCCUCACUGUGAUGAAACUGCAGCCGUGAUGUCACAGCUUCUAUUUUCAGCUUUUUGAUAAACUUUUUAAAAGUUUGAUUUUCCGACUUAGUCGACAGUGAGAAAUCUUUGUAAAGUGGAUUUUUUAACAGGACGCAGAAUGAGCUUUAAAUAAAAGAGAUUUUUUUUCAUG